CCCCCGCAGCUCACGAAGUUAGUGAAGACUUUUAAGUCGUUUGCCCGCUAAUGUCAGACGGAUUAUAAAGCUGAAAACUGAACCAGGAAUUCCCUCCUUAACAGCUGGAAUUGUCUUAUCUGGUGCCACAGUCACACACUUCAUACACAUAAUCUCCACUACGGCUGCUCAAACCGACACCAGAGCCUUCACUACAACAGAGAUGGAUCAUCACACGUUGCUAUUUGCAGUGCUUCUAUGCAUCACUGUUACAGCAUCAGCUUCUAAGCAGUUAUGCCAGCCAGUAGAGGUUCAGGAAAAUCCAUGGCUGUAUGUGCGGGAGGUGCUAAAUGGCUGUUGGACCAGCUUUGUAAGAGACGACGACAACAAAGAGGUCCACAUCCUCAAUCUGAACUUCGACCCCACGGACUCCAGUAUGUUUGAUCUCAACGUGACCACCGCCAAGCCAAUGAUCCUUGUCCUCACUUCGUCGGUCCGCGCUUAUGGUGCAUGCUACAUGAACACAGAUGUUGCCAUUUAUGUAAACAAGAAUUUUGCAAAUUCUUUAUAUUGCGUCCCGCCUAUGACUUUGAACACAGAAGCCUUCCCCAGUCAAGACGAGGAGGUGGUCACAUGGGUGAAGCAGAAGUUUGGGGGCGUGACUUCAUUCACCACAGUUCGAAAUCCAAAAUCAAUCUCCUUCACAGGAAGAGAAGGAUUCAAGCUCGGCUCCAGUGAGUGCAUACUUGAAAAUGAAGCUCCAUCUAUGAAGUACUUUAUAAAUGUUGAAACGGCAGCAUCCUCUCCAUUCAAAUCCUGCUCCCUGCAGCAGCAGGAUCCCAGUGAUGAUACUGAGCUUCACAUAAUAAACAUCCCAGAGUCCAGCAGGAUCCGUAAUGUGUCGCUUUACGUGGAAACAAAGAAGACUACCAGUGUGUUUCUCAGAGGACCUGAGGGCACCGUAUGGAGCUUCCAAAACCUACAACACACAAAAUUUGGAUCCAACAAUGAGAUCCUGCUGGCCAGCAUCACACACAGAAUCCCACCAAAUCUUAAACUGAACAACGACAGUGCAGAGGCGGUGCAGAGCAAGGCUUUGGAAUACUUUAAAGCCACUACCUUCACCAGCUACAAUGAACUCAGACUGAACGACCCCAGGGUUUCACUGGUGCUUGGGAAAAAGGAUAAUUCCACAGUUGCAGAAUCAGAACCCGAAUCAGCCAUUGCCAUUACAACUCAUACCCCUCCUAAGACACCUUUAUCAAUGCAGCUGUACACCACACCAGAUUACUGUUUUCCUCUGGAUCCCACCACCAAGGUGGAGAGUGACAAGAGAAUUUAUGCCGAGAUCUCUGUGCAAACCUUCGGGGAUAGCGUCUUCACCAUCAAGGUGAUGAGCUGCGUGGUGCGCUCAAACAGCUCGUGUCCUGUAGGAAAAGAGCUGCACUUCAUUCCAGAGAUGUGCUCAAAAAAAGUUUGUCCCAACAGUACUCGACUAAGCUUCUCUUUGGACCAGCUCCAGGAGCUGAAGUCCACCACCUGGGACCUGGAGUGUUCCGUCAAAGUUUGCUACAGUGAGCAAUGUGGCGAUGGAGGAAGAGUGAAGCGGAAUCUGGCAGUCUCCCAGUCUUAUCUGCAACCACCAAACCCGCCAUGCUUUGAUUUUGGCCUUCCUGCUGUGCUGGGAAUUGCAUUUGGAGGAUUCCUGAUUGGAAUAUUACUUAUUGCAGCACUGUGGUUUAUUAAAAUUAAAACAGGAUACCCAACUGGACUGGACAUGACCUCAACUGUGGUGAAUCUUUCCGGAUGUCCCUGCUCGGGAAUGAAACGGCAACCGGUUUCUAACAACCCUUCCCCGUCAGAGAACAGUAGUGCCAACGCCAGCAUUGGAAGCACUCAAAGUACACCGACCAGCAGCAUGGCAUGAGAUUACCGCCACCACCCGCAGGAUCACCAUCAUCUUCCUUCAAAGUCACGUCUAUGGGUUUUGUGCUUGUGGGUAUUUUUUUUUAAAAUGCUUAAGAAGCAUUCCUCUCUACCUGCUCCUCAUUGAAUUCCCCCCCGGAACAAAAAAAAGAAAGAAAAAGCACAACCCAUGUCUUUGACACACCAAGCCUAUCUGGGGGAUUGUAAUGAUGGGGAGGAGAUUAAGUGACUGAUAAGGGAAGUCAAAUCAAUGGCUUCUGACACUCACCUCUCCAGCCUCUCUGUAAAGUCAAGCUCCGACACAAGAAGUCAGAGAGGGCAAGAGUAAAAAAAUAAAU
This is a messenger RNA of Thalassophryne amazonica, 2243 nucleotides long. It is a transcript of the gene eng, whose product is annotated as endoglin. Lineage: Eukaryota; Metazoa; Chordata; Actinopteri; Batrachoidiformes; Batrachoididae. The transcript is spliced from 14 exons. The coding region runs from base 203 to 1906 and encodes 567 amino acids. The record is from RefSeq and is a predicted model, not a curated record.